Effrenium voratum is the source of this 1617-nucleotide messenger RNA. The record is from the annotation of a GenBank genome assembly. NCBI's taxonomy places the organism in Eukaryota, Dinophyceae, Suessiales, Symbiodiniaceae.
AUGGCCGUCGCCGCCAAGACCAUCGCACCGCCCGACCGCGUGCCCGUGCGCCGGGCGCUAUUGUCGGUGUCCGACAAGACCGGGCUGGUCGAACUGGCGGCCGCGCUCGCGGCGAUGGACGUCGCGCUGGUCUCGACCGGCGGGACGCGCCGGGCACUGGCCGAUGCCGGGCUCGCGGUUACCGACAUUUCCGAAGUGACCGGGUUCCCUGAAAUCAUGGACGGAAGGGUGAAGACGCUGCAUCCCAAGGUGCAUGGCGGGCUUCUGGCCGUGCGCAACGAUCCCGACCAUCAGGCCGCCAUGACCGAACAUGGCAUCGAGGGCUUCGAUCUGGUCGUCGUCAAUCUCUACCCGUUCGAAGAGGUCGUCGCGUCGGGCGGCGAUGAGGCGACGACGAUCGAGAACAUCGACAUUGGCGGCCCGGCCAUGGUGCGGGCCUCGGCCAAGAACCAUGGCCAUGUGGCGAUCGUCACCGACCCGGACGACUACGACAUGGUGCUCGGGCAUCUGUCGGACGGCAAGGGCACGACCGAUCUUGCCACGCGCCGCCGCCUCGCGGUCAAGGCGUUCAAGCGGACGGCGAGCUAUGAUGCGGCGGUUUCCCGCUGGAUGGAGACGGCGUUCGAUGCCGAACCGUUCGAUGCGCUCGAUGCGCUGGGCGGGCGCCGUGUCGCGACGAUGCGCUAUGGCGAGAACCCGCAUCAGGCGGCAGCGCUUUAUCUGACCGGCGAGACCCGCCCGGGCGCUGCCACGGCGAGGGUACUGCAGGGCAAACCGCUCUCCUACAACAACAUCAACGACACGGACGCGGCCUUCGAGCUGGUCAGCGAGUUUGGCGCGGAGACGCCGGCGGCGGCCAUCAUCAAGCAUGCCAAUCCGUGCGGCGUCGCGCGCGCCGGAACGCUGAUCGACGCCUAUCGCGCCGCAUUCGAUUGCGACCGCACAUCGGCGUUCGGCGGCAUCGUCGCGUUCAACCGUGAACUGGACGCCGAAACCGCCCGCGCCGUGCUUGAGAUCUUCACCGAAGUCGUCAUUGCGCCGGCGAUCAGCGACGGCGCGCGCGAGGCUUUUGCGGGCAAGCCCAAUCUGCGCCUUCUGCAGACCGGCGGGCUCGCCGAUCCGCGCGCGCCGGGCUUCGUCGUCCGGCCGGUCGCCGGCGGCUAUCUCAAACAGGGGCGCGACGCGGCGGUCGUCGGCGACAUGGCCCUGCGCGUCGUCACCAAACGGGCGCCGGACACGCGCGAAAUGAACGAUCUGAAAUUCGCCUUCCAGGUUGCCAAACACGUCAAGUCGAACGCGAUCGUCUAUGCGCGCGACGGCGCCACCGUGGGCAUCGGCGCAGGCCAGAUGAGCCGUGUCGAUUCAAGCCGCAUCGCCGCGCGCAAGGCGGUCGACGCCGCCGAGGCGCUCGGUCUCGCCGAGCCGAAGACCAAGGGAUCGGUGGUUGCCUCGGACGCGUUCUUUCCGUUCGCGGACGGAUUGCUGGCGGCCGUCGAGGCGGGCGCGACAGCGGUCAUCCAGCCGGGAGGCUCGAUGCGCGACGAUCAGGUGAUCGAGGCGGCCGAUGCGCACGGCAUCGCCAUGGUGUUCACGGGCACCCGCCAUUUCCGCCACUGA